AUGGCUUCAGACGCAGAGACCUUCGUCGAAUACCCGCUACACAUCGACCCAACCUCCAAAGCAAUCUCAGCCCCUACAGCGUCCUCGACAGAACUUGAUGCCGAACUUGAAGCGCUAAACCAAACCCACCGCGCUCUUCUCAAUCUUGAUCCCCCAAAUGUGCCUCCUCCACCACGACCUGUGAAUCCUAAACGAAGCGCACAAAUAGGGAAACUUCGCGAUACAGCAAACGCCGCAUACCGAAAGGCAGCCUUCGGGGAGGCCACUAAACUAUAUACUCACGCAAUUGAUAUGGCGCUUGCACGACCACCGUGGGAGCCCGUAGGACUAAUGCGCGAGGAGCUAUCUGCACUGUAUGCCAACAGGGCUCAGGCUUAUAUGCAACAGCAACUCUGGGCCGAGGGGUGGGUUGAUGCUCAGCUCAGUACCGAGUGUAACGAGCAAGGGAACGGUAAAGCUUGGUGGCGCGGUGGGAAGUGUUUGGUUGAGAUGGGGAGGUGGGAUGAAGCCCAGAAGUGGGUUGCUAAGGCCCUGGAAAUGGAAGGCGAUGGGGAGGUUGCGAAAGAGCUGAAUGCAUUGAUGGUCGAUAUUCACACUGGACUAGGAAAACGACUCUAA
Arthroderma uncinatum is the source of this 618-nucleotide messenger RNA. Its product is annotated as translocation protein sec72. NCBI's taxonomy places the organism in Eukaryota, Fungi, Ascomycota, Eurotiomycetes, Onygenales, Arthrodermataceae. The record is from RefSeq and is a predicted model, not a curated record. Gene Ontology annotation, molecular function: protein binding. The coding region runs from base 1 to 618 and encodes 205 amino acids. The transcript has a single exon.